AUGACCAUGAAUGGUAGCAAGUUGAGUGAGGCAAGAGAGGUUACCCAUGAGUUAGGUGACGGGGGAUCGCUGUCGGAUGAAAGAGGGGAGAUGCAAGAAGCCAUUGACAUUGGAGAAGAGAUAGGCAACGAUGAAGCAAUCAGCGUCAAAGCAGGCAUCACCGAAGCGCCAUUUGGGGAAGAGCAGGUGUUGGGCGCGGAUGGACGAUUGUGCUAG
Ilex paraguariensis (yerba mate) is the source of this 216-nucleotide messenger RNA. NCBI's taxonomy places the organism in Eukaryota, Viridiplantae, Streptophyta, Magnoliopsida, Aquifoliales, Aquifoliaceae. The record is from the annotation of a GenBank genome assembly.